This is a messenger RNA of Lytechinus variegatus (green sea urchin), 1458 nucleotides long. RefSeq names its product diencephalon/mesencephalon homeobox protein 1-like. The coding region runs from base 315 to 1013 and encodes 232 amino acids. The transcript has 2 exons. Lineage: Eukaryota; Metazoa; Echinodermata; Echinoidea; Temnopleuroida; Toxopneustidae. The record is from RefSeq and is a predicted model, not a curated record. Gene Ontology annotation, molecular function: DNA binding.
CCGGCAAGGAUUAAACGAUUACUAUACUGCUAACUGAAACCUUCCCGUAAUCCCAUUGGCUGUCUUCAUUGACCAAUAGAAAAUUGCGUGCACUGAAUAGAAAGCGGGUUAAGGCAAGCUAGUAAUCCUAUUGGCUACCCUAAUUGACCAAUAGAAAAGUGCGUGCAUGGAGCCCAAUGUUGAUAGGACGUCCAAGUGUCAACAAUACUAAACAUCAUUCUGUAAUAGCUUAUAGAACAACGAACAAGUUCAUCAUCUACUCCAAACAAGCAAUAAUUAUCUUUUAUUGAGUUUAUAUCAAGCUCAUUAUCAGAAUGACCGAUUUCAUCAUGACUGCUCAUGCUUCAUCGAAUGGGGUUCCUUGCAAACGCCCUCGUCGUCGACGUCCAACCGUCUUCAACGAUUUACAGCUGAGGAUUCUGGAGACAGUGUUCAACGACAACCAGUAUCCUGAUAUCACGACUAGAGAACAUCUGGCUUCAAGUCUGCAGCUUCAAGAAGACAGAAUUAUGGUCUGGUUUCAGAACCGUCGUGCACGUGUCCGUCGAGCCUCUCUUGUUUCAUGCUCUGCUCACCAACCAGUCAUUGAGAAAGACGUCGACAACUCCCGCCUUCAACCAUCUAACGAAGUCGACUUAUCGUUCGUAAGACGUAAGCGGAAGACACCGUGCGACGUCGAUGAGGUCAACCAGACGACACCUCCUACAAAGAAGUUGGGCGUCGUGUCAUCCAAGUUCUCUGUCGACUUUCUCGCUGAAAGCAGUCGAUCGACGUCAGAGUCAACGACAGUUUCAUCGGACCCACAUCUUCAAUGUCAUGGCGUCACUCAGCUCCACCGCACGACAUCGCGUGAUUCAACGAAAGGCGCCACCAGUCCAUUGAUGUCAGUAGACUUUCUCUCUCGUAGCAGUCGCUCUCCUUCUCCCUCUCGCGCUGAGUAUCUUCACCGAACACCGUCUUUAUUCUACACACCGAUGAGUUAUCAUCCGUAUGUCUUCUGCAUCAACUUCUAGGCACUGACUGAAUGAACCCACGAACUCUCAAAACAGAAAGAAAUGUUUAAUUGCUGUUAUAAUUCUUGCCAAUUGCAGUAAUGUUGACCAUGUUAAUGCUCAUUUGUCCUUAAUGUAAUAUUUUGCCGCACUAUUGACAUGAAUAGCAUUGGUCGAAUAAAAUGUUUAAAUUCAACUGUGAAAUAUAUCUUGUUAUUGUUUUAUAUUUGAAAGGUUAGAAAGAGUCAAAUGAUUGAUGAAGUUUAUUUGUUUUUCAUGAAGGGAGCAUGCGAGUCCUAACGAUAUACCUACAAUGUCGAAUCCUCUUUCCCUUAAUUUUCUUCUCAUGCACCUAUUUUUAAUACAUCAAUGAAUAUCUCCCAAUAAUUGUGUUUUGCCGUGAAAGAGUUUAGUCGGAAAGGCCACCUAAUUACCAAAAAUUGAAAGAAAGAGAGGGAAAGAGGCU